Molecule: messenger RNA, 1816 nt
Organism: Carlito syrichta (Philippine tarsier)
Lineage: Eukaryota; Metazoa; Chordata; Mammalia; Primates; Tarsiidae
Gene: ITFG1
Product: integrin alpha FG-GAP repeat containing 1
Exons: 5
Coding region: 1-474 (157 amino acids)
Cellular component (GO): plasma membrane
Source: RefSeq, a predicted model, not a curated record
AUGUGUGAAAAAGAAAGGGACAGAAAUGUAGAGAAGCAGCAAUGUUUCCAACAUAUUUUGUGUGCUUGUUUGCUUUUAAUAAUUCUAGCUGGGCAACUCAGCCAAUCAGCACAUUUAGCUCUCCAACUACCAUACAACGUACUUGGUCUAGGUCGAAGUGCAAAUUUUCUUGACCAUCUUUAUGUUGGUAUUCCCCGUCCAUCUGGAGAAAAGUCUAUACGAAAACAAGAGUGGACUGCAAUUAUUCCAAAUUCCCAGCUAAUUGUCAUUCCAUACCCUCACAAUGUCCCUCGAAGUUGGAGUGCCAAACUGUACCUUACACCAAGUAACAUUGUUAUGCUUACUGCUAUAGCUCUCAUCGGUGUCUGUGUUUUCAUCUUGGCAAUAAUUGGCAUUUUACAUUGGCAGGAAAAGAAAGCAGAUGAUAGAGAAAAACGACAAGAAGCCCAUCGGUUUCAUUUUGAUGCUAUGUGACUGCCUUUAAUACUACAUAAUGGAAUGGCUAUUCACUUGAUUAGUUGAAAUACUAAAUUGUGGCUUAUAAAAAAAUGCAAGAGUUUGAAUAUUAUUUAUAAAUUAUGCAUCCUUUGGUAAUUAUUGGAAAGUAUUCAAAUAAAUAAGGUCUGAAUGUGUCACAAGGUCUUUUUUUAAAAAAACAUUUUGUAUAUAAAAAUUUGAGUUCUUGAUUCAGUAGUGCUGUACAUUUUUGUUCUUUUGUUUAAUAUGUUGCAUGUACUCCGGUGUUUAUGUAUUUAUAAUCUUAUUAGAGUAAUGAUGAUGGAAAAAGACAGGUGUAAAUAAAAAUAUUAAAAUGAGCAGGAAUUUUUGUGUCUACUUGAAUUGGUCUUACUUCUUAUUCUAAUGAUGCAAAUUAGACUUUUGUUAAUGUAUUACAGAGUUAUUAUACAUUCACCUUCAUCAUGGCAGGUUAGGGGUCUCACUCAUGGCAAACAACAUAGUGACGGGUACUCUGACAUGUAUCGCAGUAAGACUUGCCUUAAACUUCUGGUUCCACCACUUACGAAGUUACUAUUUAAACUUGGCUAUUGCUUAACCUCUAUAAGCCUCAGUUUUCAUAUUUAUGCACUGGGACUAAUAAUACUCGCUUAAGUUAUUAUAAACAUUAAAUUGGAUGAUGUAUGUAUGUAUGUAAAGUGCUUAGCUUCGUGCCUAGCACAAAGUAAGUGCUCAAUAAGUGGCAGUUGACAUUAUUACUACUUUUAGAUAAUUUUCUUAGACUUAUACAACUAAUUAUUAAUACACAGAGAAUUUUAUUUUCAGGCAUGAGGAAUUCAUAUUCUUUGGAAAAUCUAAAUUCUUGGCAAUUGACAACUUAUAUAAAGAUUAUUUGCUCAUAUUAACUAAAAAUUAUAGUACUCUCCAAGAGUUAAUAUGCCCUAAAAAUUUUCAUUUGGAAACUGAUCCUUAUCAUGUGAUAAUGAACAUUUGAUUUCUUGAAAGGAAACUGCUGUAGGCAGCAUCUCGGAAUGCAAAUCUUCAAUCACAUUUCUAUUCUCAAAGGCUUGGAGAGUCUAUAAUUUACAUUCAGACUUCAGUGCAAAUUUUAUACUUGUGAACUUCACACUGCCAAAAAAGUCACUUAAAAAAACUUAAAUCUAAGACUGGUGAAAGGUUUAUUCAUCAAGGCUAAUAAUUUUCUAAUAUGCAAAUGGUAUGUAAUGACUAAAGUAAAAUUUCUCUAAAAACAGUUACUUUUGUUCAUGUUAUUUUUCUUACAAUUCACUGACAGUAGCAUGCAUCUUACUUUGUAUUUGAGCAUGAUGUCUUCUUAAUAAAUGUUCCUUAUUGAAAUAAA